Molecule: messenger RNA, 1303 nt
Organism: Dunckerocampus dactyliophorus (ringed pipefish)
Lineage: Eukaryota; Metazoa; Chordata; Actinopteri; Syngnathiformes; Syngnathidae
Product: erythroferrone
Exons: 8
Coding region: 267-1100 (277 amino acids)
Molecular function (GO): hormone activity
Source: RefSeq, a predicted model, not a curated record
UCACAAUGAUGAGGCUUCCCAGUUGGUCAAAGGAAGACGUAACUGCCACAAAAAGUCAGCUUCAUACGUCUACGAGCCAAGCUGUCAUUGAUAGAGGCCACUCUGCUGAGGAUGUCCUGCACAUGCACACCUGGUCAAGGUCAUGUAGACAGCACCACUUCAACAACUAUCUUCCAUGAGUGUGUAUGUGUGUUAUCAUUAACAUGUGUGACGUGAUAUGAAGUAAUAUUUUUUACGUUUCAGCAGAAAAUGACGAAAUGUGAGUGAUGCAACAAAGGGGGUGUGUUAGUAGUCUUUUCAUCAUCCUUGCACACUGGAGGCCACACCCUCCUUAUCUCCCUCUGUGCGGCAACAGGAGAUCACGUGACUUUCUACCAAGCAUGUGGCUCCUCCUGGGAAUAAUGAUGAUGCUGAUGAGCGGCAGUCAGGAAGUUGUGGUCCAGAAUGAGGAGUUUCAGGACGUGUCUCCUGCCAGCUCUUGGUUGAUGUUCCUCAAGAACUCCAACAAUGAAGCUUCUAGUAGAACUUCAAAGGUCACAACCAGAAAACAUCAGGGACCUCCAGGCCCACAAGGACUCCUCCAACCUGGACAGCGUCAUCUCAAACUGGCAGAUGUGACAUCAAAGGCGUGCGUGCGGUGUGAAGGCCCUCCUCGAGUCUCCGCCUCCUUCCUGGGCCGCCUCCUGCAGGCCGUCAGUGUUCGUCGCCGCAGUCUGCUGGAGGUGCGCGGCUUCAGUCAGGCCAUCCGCUUCCAGAGAGGUCAAAGCUUCAAUGGCAGCGAUGGCCGCUUCGUGGCGCCGUUCGCCGCUUUCUACCAGCUGAGCGCCAACCUCCUGCUACAGUCAGGUGACCGUGUCCACAUGCGACCUCGAGACAGCGUGAGAGCUGCCAUCUGCCUCGACUCCCUCUGUCAGAGUAACUUGUCUAUAGAGUCUGUGAUGGGCAUGACCAGUGUGGGAGGAGCAUUCAGGAUCUUCCUCACGGGAACGUUCUUCUUACAGGCUGGCGAGUAUGCGUCCGUCUUUGUGGACAACGGCACCGGCUCGGCCAUCAGCAUCCUGACAGACUCUUUCUUCUCUGGAAUACUGCUGGGAGCUUGAUUUCCUGUUCUCACUUGGAAGAAUCUUUCCCACUCAAGUCUUCGCUUUCGUGUCAUGCUAACAUUAGCAACAUUCGAUUAGCUUAGCUUGUAUGUCCUCCCCAGGUUUUUAAGCAUGGUAGAUUAAGUUAUUUUAGCGUUGCAGCUCGUUUAAUUGUACUUUAAAGAGCUCAGAUUAUAUUUGUUAAUUCAAAACAUUUUACA